UUGUGAUGAUCUAAUUCAGGAAAUUGAAAGCAUUUUCACACAACAUCUCAGGAUUAGCCUGGGUCUUUAAGGGUUAAGAUUAGGCUCCUAAAAAUUACCUCACAGAUAGCUGAACUAUACAGGCAAAAUAAUUAUGUAAAUUUUUAUGUACUUGUAAAGAUGUACACAAUUCAUAGGCUACGUUUUCUUGAAAGCAGUUUCCUGCAUAUACUUAAUUCAUUACCUACUAAAUCUCUUGGGAAAAUACGAGUACCUAUAUUGGUUGUCCUCCGUUUUUACAUCGAAAUAGGUAUUUUUAAAUCCGGUUUUCGUCUUAUAAAAUACAAAAAAUGAAUUUCAAAAAUGCAAAAAAAUCACUACAAAAAAUCACAAAAAAAUAUGUAUAAUGAAUUAUUGUACAUACGUAUUACGCUCGAAAUCAGUGCUUUCAAGGGUCAUUGCAUGUCAAAUCAUUUUUAACAUCAUUCAUUUUUUCAAACUUUUAAAAUUUACAAUGGAAAAUAGAAAAAUAUUUUCAAAAUUCUGUACUUAAUUACUUGCCAACCCAUCAUUGAGAAAUCGGAUUUUUCAUUAUGCAAAUUUUCAAACAAGAUUUUAAAAUUUUGAAAAAGUAAAAAAUUUACAAAAUUUCAAGCAUACUCAUAAAAUCUUGUGCUUACGCCGCAGGUGAAAAAAAGAACUUUUCAGCAGAUCACAAUGUAUCAGUUUCGUCAAUAGCAGGAACUAUACUCGCAGCUAAUCAAGGUCCAGCGCCGACUUGUGUAAUGAAAGUGUUGACUCCAACUGGGCAAGAGACUCACUCUGCAGAGCUCAGCGAUGAUCUUAUAUUACAAGUGGAUGUGCAACCAUCCAACGUUUAUGGAGGAUUUGUCAGAAGUUGUCAUGCAGAGUCGCCAACGCGAAAAGAUGAAGACUAUUAUGAUAUUACGGAUGCUUAUGGUUGUGCUACGGAUCCGACUAUUUUUGGCAAAUGGGAGUACAACCAAAGCACGCGAUUUUUGACUGCCAAAUUCAACGCUUUCAAAUUCGCAAAUUCUGAUGAUAUAACUUUCCAGUGUACGGUUAGAACAUGCUUAGGACAAUGCCAACCAGUAAACUGUGGACGUGGAGGUAACGAUGCUUUUGGAAGACGUAGAAAAAGACAAAUAUCAGAUGAAAUUAAUUGCUCGACUGCGAUUCGAGUAUCAUAUAAAACCAAAAGAAACUAACUCUAAAAAUAAUGGAGCAGAAGAAAUCAGAACGAAAAAAACUCGAUGAAGCGCGAUCGAGGGACAUUUUGAAAGACCACUUUUUCAACCUUUUGGUAAAAUGGAUACACCGCGAUCACUUGAUCAUUUUUUGAGGGUUCAACUGUCUCGAUAUAACAAGAGUUCACACUGCUGAUUAAGACCAUUGUUAUGUACAUACAAGUAAAUAGAUAGAUUAGUCAUAGAUGACGUCUUAGCUACCUACUACCUAGUUAGUUUUGCAGUCGAAUCAGUUCGAUUAUGUUUGUUAAUCAAUAAACACGUUUAA
This is a messenger RNA of Planococcus citri (citrus mealybug), 1515 nucleotides long. RefSeq lists its product as uncharacterized. The record is from RefSeq and is a predicted model, not a curated record. Bases 765 to 1208 code for a protein of 147 amino acids. The transcript is spliced from 4 exons. NCBI's taxonomy places the organism in Eukaryota, Metazoa, Arthropoda, Insecta, Hemiptera, Pseudococcidae.